Paramisgurnus dabryanus is the source of this 956-nucleotide messenger RNA. NCBI's taxonomy places the organism in Eukaryota, Metazoa, Chordata, Actinopteri, Cypriniformes, Cobitidae. The record is from RefSeq and is a predicted model, not a curated record.
UGGCGCAACCAAACAGUGUACUUCAUAAUCCCACCCCUUAAGGGAAGAUGAUUGGGUAUCUUUGCCGUAUUGUAAUAACUAUAUGAACGCUGAUUGGUUGUUUAGUGUACGUAACCACAUAUAAGAACCAAUGGAACUUCAGCAGAAAUGGAGACCGCAUAAACCCAAAUUCUGAUUGGAUUAAUGUUUAUAAUACCCGGACGUGUUUUGGAAAGAUGAAAAAAUUAUGAAACAUUCGGGAUUAAAUUAGUGUACUAGAAGCAUCACCAAGUAUGAACGAGCCUGCUUCUCAAAACCUAAAAGAGAGAUCAUUCACAUUUGAGGGCAGUGAAGACGUUCAGUCUUUAAUCGUGUCUAUUCCUGAGGUUCUUGAUCCACAAUAUGGGAUGUACGUGUGGCCCUGUGCGGUGGUGCUGUCUCAAUAUGUGUGGAUGGCACGCGAUAAACUUCAACACAAGACUGUUCUUGAGCUCGGUGCUGGUGUGAGUUUGCCUGGUGUUGUAGCUGCUAAAUGCGGGGCUCGUAUUAUCCUCUCAGACAGUGCUGAACUCCCCCUCUGCUUAAAUAACUGCAGACGCUCCUGUGAUGUCAAUAACCUCCCCAAUAUACCUGUGAUCGGACUGACCUGGGGUCAGGUAUCACCUGAACUCCUCUCACUGCCACCUGUAGACAUCAUCCUGGGAUCAGAUGUAUUCUAUGAACCUGAAGAUUUUGAAGAUGUGCUUGUGACCAUCUACUUUCUUAUAAAGAGAAAUCCUUGUGCUCAAUUUUGGACAACAUACCAGGAGAGAAGUGCUGACUGGUCCAUCGAAGCUUUGUUGCACAAGUGGAAUCUUACGUGUAUUAAUGUUCCUUUAGAAACAUUUGAUGCCAGCAAAACCCACUUGGCUGGAUCAACACUUCCUGGGAAUCACACUGUACAAAUGAUGAUUAUAACAGCAAGAGAAAUGUGUUAA